This is a messenger RNA of Gaeumannomyces tritici R3-111a-1, 1581 nucleotides long. RefSeq lists its product as hypothetical. Gene Ontology annotation, biological process: transmembrane transport. The record is from RefSeq and is a predicted model, not a curated record. The transcript is spliced from 3 exons. The coding region runs from base 1 to 1581 and encodes 526 amino acids. Lineage: Eukaryota; Fungi; Ascomycota; Sordariomycetes; Magnaporthales; Magnaporthaceae. Gene Ontology annotation, molecular function: transmembrane transporter activity.
AUGGCUUCACCGAGUACCAGUCCCAAGCUGGAAGAGGGCCAGGAUGGCAAGGCUGUCGUCGCAGGCGACAAGGCUCCCGGCGCGGAUGGUGUCGAGGACCUGUCUCUCAAGGGGGAUGACAUCCUAUCUCAGAAUGACCUCGACCCGGCCCUCAACAUGAAGAUGCACCUUAUCAACAAUGCAAUCGAUCAAAUCGGCUGGACGCCGUACCACAUGAAGCUCUUCGUGCUCAACGGCUUCGGCUACGGUGUCGACUCUCUGAUACUGCUUCUGCAGUCCAUUGUCGCCGCCCAGGCCUUCAAGGAGCUCGGCGGGCCCGGCCAGUACGACAAGGGCCUCAAUGUCGCUGCCUACUGCGGAAUGCUCUUCGGUGCCCUGUUUUGGGGCCUCGGCGCCGACAUCAUCGGCCGCCGCUGGGCCUUCAACUGCUCGCUCUUCAUCUGCUCGGCGUCGGCCAUCAUCGCCGGCGCGAUGCCCAGCUGGGCCGGGCUCGGCGUCUUCGUCGCCCUCGUCGGCUUUGGCGGCGGCGGUAACCUCGUCCUCGACACCACCGUCUUCCUCGAAUACCUUCCGUCGGACAAGCAGUGGGUGUUGACCUUGAUGGCCUGCUGGUGGGGUGUCGGCCAGUUCGUAGCCGGCGCGCUGGGUUGGGCUUUUCUGCCUCCUCCAGAGUGGAACUGUGCUACGGCAGCCUCGUGCCCCCGCCAGGACAACAUGGGCUGGCGCUAUGUAUUUUUUAGUGGUGGCGCCCUCGUCUUCGUCAUGUCGGUCCUUCGCGUCACCGUCGUGCGCCUCCGGGAGACCCCCAAGUACCUCCUGGGCAUCGGCGAUGAUGCCGGGGCCGUCGAGGCGCUCCAGGCGAUCGCGUCCAAGUACAACCGCCCCUUCACGCUCACGGCCGAGCAGCUCGUGGCCUGCGGCGACGUCCAGUCGGCGCACAGCAAGAACCGCUUCUCGGUCGGCGAGACCCUGGUGCACCUGCGCGGCCUCUUCGCCACGCCCCUCAUCGCCCGCUCGACCCUGAUGGUCUGGCUGUCGUGGACGCUCAUCGGGCUCGCCUACCCGCUCUUUUACGUCUUCCUGCCCGACUACCUCGCGGCCCGGGGCGCGGCGCUCGACGUGUCGACCUACAGCAGGUGGCGCAACUACAUGCUCGUCAACGUCUCGGGCAUCUUCGGCCCCGUCCUCGCCGGCUUCCUCUGCAACGUCAAGAUCCUGGGCAGGCGCUACACCAUGGUGAUCGGGGCACUGGCGACCAUGGCCUUCUUGCUCGGCUACACCGAGGUGCGCACGGCGGAUCAGGACCUGGCCUUCUCGUGCACCAUCGGCUUCCUGCUCAACAUCUACUACGGCACCCUAUACGCCUACACGCCCGAGGUGCUGCCGAGCGCGCACCGCGCCACGGGCAACGGCGUGGCCGUCGCGUGCAACCGCGUCAUGGGCAUCCUGAGCAACGUCGUGGCGACGUUUGGGGACACGAGGACCACGGCGCCCAUGUACGUCUGCGCCGCGCUCUUUGUCGGCAUGGCCGUCGUCAGCGCCCUGUUCCCCUUUGAGCCCUACGGCCGCAGGAGCUCGUGA